AUGGACGCCGAGCGAUUCAAUGUAUCCCUUACCUUCCUAUCGCAACAGGCAGCACUGCUCUACGAAAGACAGCUGUCCCAGGUCAGAGCUGGUUUGCAAAAAGCGAAUAGGCUCUCGUCGGGUGCGUCACCAACACCCGGCUCUGUAUCGGGUAGCGGUACGGCAGGAGGAUACGCCAUGACCAGAGGAGGCAGUGGAGGUAUGGACCGUUCGACUUGCAGCUUCACUCUUGCUGAUCCCGCACAGGAUCGCGAGUACCGUCUUCACUAUCACAUAGAGCGAAAGAGCGUACAACCUCUCAUGGUGAAGCAAGUACAGAAUUUCCACGAGCAGCACGACUUCCUAGGUCCAAUGUCUCGAACAGCCUCAACCCAUACUGUCACUCAAAUCCCUGCUUCGCCACGAACGCCUACUGAAAGACAUUCUUCUUUUGCCCAGCGAGCCCGGAGUCGCGAAAAUCCUGGCAGAUCUAUUGAAGCAUCUCCAAAACAACAGCAGCGUCCGAUUGGCAGAGAAGCUAGCCCUUCGGCCAUAGCCAGCGACUCGUCUUCCUCUUCUUCAUCCGAUGAUGCUCCCCACCCGUUGUCUCGCAGCCGAGCCUUUGCCCGUCGACCACGGUACUCCUCCUCCAAAGCUCCCCUCAACCCUCUGUCCGUUGCAGAUGAGGAAGACGAGGACUCUCCACCCUUUCUUCCCUUCUCAGACGCUCGUCCCAUUACACCACCACUGCCUACAGACCCCAGCUCCACCCUUAAAAUAUCUCCAAAGCGACCAACCUCACGCCGGUCGCCGCCCGCAACCCUUACAAAACCCAAAGCCUCAAACCUACCACAGACUGCCCACUCAUCCUCAUCAUCUGUGCAAUCACAGUCCCAAUCGCAGAACCGACCGCCACAGCAUAACCCUCUCUCAACGCUCUCGCCUAGGCAGAGACGUAUGGCGAAGGAAGGGAGUGAAGGGACGCCAAGUAUGGGAAGCAGUUUUAGCGAAUUAGAUGAGGCGAGCGUGACACAGAGUGCGUUGGAGGAACAUUUGGCGAAUGAGAUGACGCAUGGAAGUGUGGCGAGUAGGAUGAGUACGAUUAGUCAGGCUCUGAGAUCGAGGUAUCUAUAA
This is a messenger RNA of Letharia lupina, 1113 nucleotides long. RefSeq lists its product as uncharacterized. Gene Ontology annotation, cellular component: phagophore assembly site. Gene Ontology annotation, biological process: autophagosome assembly. The record is from RefSeq and is a predicted model, not a curated record. Lineage: Eukaryota; Fungi; Ascomycota; Lecanoromycetes; Lecanorales; Parmeliaceae. The coding region runs from base 1 to 1113 and encodes 370 amino acids. The transcript is spliced from 3 exons.